AUGAUUGGCAUGUUGCCAUAUAACAGCCGUACCGUAACACAGCAGCAACAACGACAACGUAUUAUUGAUGAAACAUAUCCGGAACUGUCACUGGAUCAAGAGAAGAAACAUAAAGUGAAGUUACAAUACAAAACACCAUCGUUGCCCGCUACAAUCGAAGAUGCCAGCGAAGAUGAAGAGUCAACAGCCAUAAGCAAUUGCUUGUCUUCCACCAGAAUCCUUGAUGGACGUUCACCAUAUGCAUUACCACCAGAGGAACUCUUUCAGCACAGUCUUCUCGCAAAUCAGGAUUUCUUCUCUCACCCUCUCAUAAUUCCGAAGUUCGAACACCGUCCUUUAAAACCGCUUCGGAACAUAAAAACAGCCGCCGGGCUGUCACGGGGAUUUAAUGACCCUACCAUACGAAACAAACGGUCACUCUCAUUACUUGGUGAGCGCCUAAGCAGCGCAAAUUUCGAGUCACUAUCUGCAGUGUCUGUAGACUUCUUGGGCUUGCCACCAAUUCCCGAAACUGUUCCAUUGAGGAAGAUAUCAGAAAAAGAAGGAUCAAGUUUGGAUGACGAAGAAAAGGAGGAUGAGAAUUCCUUCGAAGUGUUAGGUUCAGAACGCUCCGAUUCCGGCGCAUCUGCAUAA
This is a messenger RNA of Loa loa (African eye worm), 633 nucleotides long. RefSeq lists its product as hypothetical. The coding region runs from base 1 to 633 and encodes 210 amino acids. The record is from RefSeq and is a predicted model, not a curated record. The transcript is spliced from 4 exons. NCBI's taxonomy places the organism in Eukaryota, Metazoa, Nematoda, Chromadorea, Rhabditida, Onchocercidae.